AUGCAACCUCAAAACACCUACAUCCAACUCUUUACAAUCAUUUCUCGUCUCCUUCCUCUUGCAGCCCGAGUUCUCUCUCCCCUUCCAUUCGAAGCCCAACCUUUUCCCCACCCCUCCCUCUCUUGCAGCGCCUAUUUCACCCCCCCUCCCUCUCGCGGCGCCGAUUUCACCACCCCUUCUUCUCAUGCAAUCUUCUCCUUGAGUGGAAUCCCUUUAGUCAUGACCAUGGGGAAAGAAGAGGAAAGGGACCAGGGUAGGGCACUUUUUCCCCAAUUCAAGGACAAUAAUUUCUCAGAAAUGGAAGACGUGAAGGUUUGCACUUGUAUCAUGUUCUCACAGGCAAGCUGAAUGAAAUAGAAGAUGCAUAAUUCCAAUCAAUGAAGAAGAAGUACAAAAGUGCCUUGAUUGUUUGAUUUAUUGUGUAAUUAGUUAGUUUGAAAUUUUUCUAAGUGAAUGAUAAUAUAAAUCGUUUAAUGUUACUGUAAAACGUUUAAUGUAAA
Messenger RNA from Carya illinoinensis, 500 nucleotides. RefSeq lists its product as uncharacterized. The transcript is spliced from 3 exons. Bases 1 to 348 code for a protein of 115 amino acids. The record is from RefSeq and is a predicted model, not a curated record. NCBI's taxonomy places the organism in Eukaryota, Viridiplantae, Streptophyta, Magnoliopsida, Fagales, Juglandaceae.